Messenger RNA from Desarmillaria tabescens, 909 nucleotides. RefSeq names its product Alpha/Beta hydrolase protein. The record is from RefSeq and is a predicted model, not a curated record. Lineage: Eukaryota; Fungi; Basidiomycota; Agaricomycetes; Agaricales; Physalacriaceae. Gene Ontology annotation, biological process: lipid metabolic process. The transcript is spliced from 8 exons. Bases 1 to 909 code for a protein of 302 amino acids.
AUGCGCACGUCGUUGCUGUUUCUGUUGGUUUCGACUCUGGGCACAAGCUAUACUGCGGCUUCGGGACCAGUCCGUCGUAGCGUUACUGCGUUAUCCGCCACUGAACUUGCCUCGUUCGCGCCGUUCACGCAAUUUGCCAGGGCGGCAUAUUGUGGAUCAGAUGCUUUGAAGGACUGGAGUUGCGGGGAGGCUUGUGAUGCUGUGUCCGACUUCGAACCUACCCUUGUAGGUGGUAAUGGAAAUGAUGUCCAAUACUUCUUCGUUGGGUACUGGCCAUCCGAGGAUGCCAUAGUUGUAGGGCAUGAAGGCACCGACCCAACCCAGUUUGAGUCUGUAUUGACAGACAUCGACGCCCUCCAGGACAACCUAGAUGCAGAUCUUUUCCCUGGUGUCUCCAGUGAUGUUUAUGUGCAUGGCGGUUUCAGGGAUGCACAGGCCGAGACAGCCAGCGAAAUUCUGGCUGAAGUUCAGUCGCUCAUCGCAUCCAAGGGAACCAGCAAUUUAAUUUUUGUUGGACAUUCACUGGGUGGCGCUCUGGCCGAACUUGACGGCCUUUUCUUCGCUCUGAAUAUACCCUCUGCGACUAUCAAGGUUAGGACUUACGGAACGCCACGUGUCGGGAACGCGGCCUUUGCAGAGCUGAUCGAUUCUAAAACGCCGGACUUCAAGCGGAUUAACAACAAGCAUGAUCUCAUCCCUAUACUGCCUGGCAGAGGCCUCGGGUAUUCCCACCCUGAAGGCGAGAUUCAUAUUCUCGCACCAGGUUCAGCUGUUGCUUGUCCGGGUAACGAUGAUGCGACUGACUCUCAAUGCCAAAUCGAAACGGUUCCAAACAUUUUUGCGGGAAAUAUAAUCGAUCACCUUGGUCCUUACGAGGGCAUUUAUAUUGGCACAAUAUUUUGUUAUUAA